Messenger RNA from Vitis riparia (riverbank grape), 1743 nucleotides. Its product is annotated as protein PIN-LIKES 3-like. The record is from RefSeq and is a predicted model, not a curated record. Gene Ontology annotation, biological process: endoplasmic reticulum to cytosol auxin transport. The transcript has 10 exons. Gene Ontology annotation, cellular component: membrane. Bases 146 to 1366 code for a protein of 406 amino acids. NCBI's taxonomy places the organism in Eukaryota, Viridiplantae, Streptophyta, Magnoliopsida, Vitales, Vitaceae.
UUCACCUCCCCCUUGGGGGGCGACGCUAGGUUCCGUGAACUGGAAUCUGGGUGUAUGUAUUUGACUGGUGGGUGAGAAUUCCCAUAUUUAUAUGAGCAACGCUUGUUGGCGUAGGAGUGUGUAGAAAAGAGGAUAGUACUUGAGAAUGGGGCUUCUAGACUUGUUCUUUGUUGCUUCAAUGCCGGUUAUCAAAGUUCUGUUGGUCACCGCAGUUGGUUCAUUUAUUGCCUUGGAUCGUUUUGACAUAUUUGGGGAGAAUGUCAGGAAGCAACUAAAUACAAUUGUGUUCUUUGUACUCAAUCCUGCACUUGUGUGUAUCAACCUGGCUAACACAGUUACUUUUGAGAGCGUUGUCUUGCUGUGGUUCAUGCCAUUCAACAUCCUUAUAACUUUUGUGAUUGGCUCAGCACUUGGAUGGUUGCUUGUCAAAUUAACCAGAGCUCCUAAACAUCUCAGGGGUCUUGUGUUGGGUUGUUGUGCUGCUGGAAACUUGGGCAACUUGCCUUUGAUUAUUGUCCCAGCAGUAUGUAGAGAGAAAGGCAGUCCAUUCGGAGCACCUGAUGUUUGUCAUACAUAUGGAAUGGCCUACGCUUCACUUUCCAUGGCGAUUGGAGCUAUUUACUUAUGGUCUUAUGUUUACAACAUUGUGCGGGUUUCCUCCGUCGGGACAACAGAAGUUAUCAACAUAGAAGACGAUUCCCCAGCCAAGAUGAGGGAACCACUUCUUGACUCAAAAGAUUGUUCCAUCUCUGUAGACUAUGCAGAUCAAUUGACGCUUCCUUGCACUCAGUCUGAAGAAAACUUGAAGGUGACAACCUCAGAUAAGGUGAAGCGAUUCUUGAGGAUGCUUUCAAGAGAGAUCAAUAUUCAGGCAUUGUUAGCACCUUCAACUACUGGAGCGAUUCUUGGGUUUAUCAUUGGAAUGGUUCCUCAGCUUCGGAAGUUACUGAUUGGAAGUACUGCCCCUCUUCGCGUUCUACAAGAUUCCACUUCUAUGCUGGGGGAUGCAGCCAUUCCAGCUCUCACCCUGAUCAUGGGAGGAAACCUUCUUAAAGGUUUAAAGGGCUCAGGAAUUCGGGCCUCACUCCUUAUUGGAAUCAUAGUAGUCCGGUAUAUAUUCCUGCCUCUGUUGGGCAUUGCCAUUGUUAAAGGCGCAGUCCAACUUGGUCUGGUGAACCCAGAUCCCUUGUAUCAGUUUGUCCUUCUAUUACAAUAUGCACUUCCGCCAGCCAUGAACAUAGGCACAAUCACGCAGCUGUUUGGAGCAGGCGAGAGCGAAUGUUCUGUCAUCAUGCUGUGGACAUAUGCCUUGGCGUCAGUUGCCCUCACGCUUUGGUCCACCUUGUUUAUGUGGCUUGUAGCUUGAUGUGCAUUUGCUCCACACACAGUUUGCCACAGACACCACCAGUACUGCACUGCAGUCCUUGAUAUCAUAUUGAUGAUUGAUGCAGACAUCUACAGCUCAAUCACAGAGGCAUAGUAUGUGUGUUCUUGGGCGCCUUGCCCAAUGCUCAUCCAUAUUAUCACUCAAAGAAGUCAAGUAGAAAGCUCUGAAUCUAAUCUGACAUCGACAUGUCAGAUGUGUCCACCAAAAUUGUAUUAUUAAUUACUUGUAUUCAUUCAUAUAUUUUUAUUUAUUUAUUUAUUUAUCAAUCUUUUCUUAUCACAUAAAAAAGAGAAGGCUUGGAGUGAUGUCAUGUAAGGGUAAUAUUUUUGUUGGCUAAAUGAAUAUUUAUUUAUUUA